Molecule: messenger RNA, 1053 nt
Organism: Symbiodinium necroappetens
Lineage: Eukaryota; Dinophyceae; Suessiales; Symbiodiniaceae
Source: the annotation of a GenBank genome assembly
AUGGAGAGGGCGCCGCCCGCUGAGCCGGAUCAUCAAAACGGAGAAGUGGCAGACAUAGCAGUUCACCUUGCACCAGCCGACGAUCUGGGACAAGGCCCUGUUGAGGACUCGAUGUCGGCGUGGCGGUCCCGCCACCGCCAGUGCAUGGAGACUCUCGUGCGACAAGAGUGUGAUCGAGAGCGCACUCCCGGCGUGAAGCCGCCACUUUCCACCUCUCUUGAGCAUGGCACUUGGGCCAGGAUCGAAGCGGAGGCCAAAGUAACACGCCUCCUGGACAUAGUCCAUUCUAUCACGCGUGGGACGAGGGUGGAGCAGUUGGAUUUGGAGGUCGCCAGGCUCUCAGUCAGGAGCCAGGUCUUGAAGGAGAACGCAGAGAAGCACGAAGCGCAAAUGCGUGCGAUGGUGGAGGAGAAGAACGAGUUGAAGCGUCGUUACGACGAGCUCCUGACUCACAGCGAGCGCUUGCAUGAGGAGAAAACGAGCUUGAAACAGAAGUGUGACGACCAGUAUCAGCAGCUGGAGAAGCUGCACCUGGAGCGCCUGGAGGAGGGCCUUAGGGAAAUGCUCCGGCUCAAAGGAAUGGAAGAAGAGGAGUGGAUGCAGGAGACUGCAACCGGCUCCUCCCGAGCAGAGGAAUCGGCGGAGGAGAGCUCGGUGCUGUCGAGCGAAGAAGCAUCGAACGCCAAGGAUCAGGAAGGCUCUGACUCAGUGCCUAUGCCACUGAAUCAUCUUCCAGAGCCGGUUGAUCCAUCAUUGCACACCGGAGUGGAUCUCCCAGAGAAAACCGCAGAGCAGCAUCGAAUGGAAGACGAGGAGUCGCUGCAGGAGACUGCAGUCGGUUCUUCCCCCGAAGAGGAGAGUUCGGUGCUGUCAACUGAAGAAGUUAUGCACCCCGCGGAUCAGGAAGGCCCUGACUCAGUGCCUACGCCACUGAAUCAUCUUCCGGAGCCAGUUGAUCCAACAAUGCACACAGGAGUGAAUCUGCUGAGCAGCUCCUUCCUUCCUUUCGGACUGCGCGCUGGUUGGCUCCACGGCAGAGCAGUCACAAUCUGA